GUAGUGGCCCGCGACUCUCCGAACCCCGCUCGCGCCCCGACCCUUCCCGGGCGCUCGGCCUCCUUCCUUCCCUCCUCCGCUCGCCCCGUCUUCCGUGCGCGCCGAGCGCUGCGCUCGGCCGGCGUGCCUCGCGCCCUAACGGGCGGCCGGGGGCGCCAAUCAGCGGGCGGCAGGGUGCCAGCCCCGGGGCUGCGCCGGCGAAUCGGCGGGUCUCGCGGCCCGGGGUGGGAGGCGGGUCUACCGCGCGGCCGCGGCGGCGGAGCAGCUCUCAGCCAGCAGCCAGCGAGCGCCGAGCGAGCCGCUCGGAGCCCCUCAUCCCAUUCGGAAGAGGAAGGAACAAAAGGUCUCGGACCCCCGGCUCUGACGGGGCGGGACCCGGAGCCUCGGCGCGCAGGUUAGGCGGAGAAGUGUCUUUUCUCAGCGUGGGCCGCGGCCUUUGGGAAGAGCAUGUCGUCCAUAUUGCCCUUCACUCCGCCGGUCGUGAAGAGACUGCUGGGAUGGAAGAAGUCAGCUGGUGGCUCUGGAGGGGCGGGUGGAGGAGAGCAGAACGGACAAGAAGAAAAGUGGUGUGAGAAAGCCGUUAAAAGUUUGGUGAAGAAGCUAAAGAAAACAGGACGAUUAGAUGAGCUUGAGAAAGCCAUCACCACUCAAAAUUGUAAUACUAAGUGUGUCACCAUACCCAGCACUUGCUCUGAAAUUUGGGGACUGAGUACACCAAAUACGAUAGAUCAGUGGGAUACAGCAGGCCUUUACAGCUUCUCUGAACAAACCAGGUCUCUGGAUGGCCGCCUGCAAGUGUCUCAUCGGAAAGGACUGCCGCAUGUGAUAUACUGCCGAUUGUGGCGCUGGCCUGACCUUCACAGUCACCAUGAACUCAAAGCCAUUGAAAACUGCGAAUAUGCUUUUAACCUUAAAAAGGAUGAAGUAUGUGUAAACCCUUACCACUACCAGAGAGUUGAGACACCAGUUUUGCCUCCGGUGUUAGUGCCGCGGCACACUGAGAUCCUGACCGAGCUGCCUCCUCUGGAAGAUUACACCCACUCCAUUCCAGAAAACACUAAUUUCCCAGCGGGGAUUGAGCCACAGAGUAAUUACAUCCCAGAAACGCCACCUCCUGGAUAUAUCAGUGAGGAUGGAGAAACAAGUGAUCAACAGUUGAACCAAAGUAUGGAUACAGGAUCUCCGGCAGAACUAUCUCCUACUACUCUUUCCCCUGUUAAUCAUAGUUUGGAUUUGCAGCCAGUUACUUACUCAGAGCCUGCAUUUUGGUGUUCAAUAGCAUAUUAUGAAUUAAACCAGAGGGUUGGAGAGACCUUCCAUGCAUCACAGCCCUCACUCACUGUAGACGGUUUCACAGAUCCAUCAAAUUCAGAGAGGUUCUGCCUAGGGUUGCUCUCCAACGUCAACCGAAAUGCCACCGUAGAAAUGACAAGAAGACAUAUAGGAAGAGGAGUCCGCUUGUAUUACAUAGGCGGAGAAGUUUUUGCAGAGUGCCUAAGUGACAGUGCAAUCUUCGUGCAGAGCCCCAACUGCAAUCAGAGAUACGGCUGGCACCCGGCAACAGUGUGUAAAAUCCCACCAGGUUGUAACCUGAAGAUCUUCAACAACCAGGAAUUUGCUGCUCUUCUGGCUCAGUCUGUUAAUCAGGGUUUUGAAGCCGUGUAUCAACUAACUAGAAUGUGCACCAUAAGAAUGAGUUUUGUGAAAGGGUGGGGAGCCGAAUACCGAAGGCAGACGGUAACAAGCACUCCUUGCUGGAUCGAACUCCAUCUGAAUGGGCCUCUGCAGUGGUUGGACAAAGUGUUGACUCAGAUGGGAUCCCCUUCAGUGCGUUGUUCGAGCAUGUCCUAAAGCUUCGGCACCAAGCAAGCGCCAUCAAAAGACUCCAUGUAACAACUCUUCUGUCAUAGUAUUUGUGUGUGGUCCCUGCGGACUGUUUACUGUCCAAAAAUUCCAGAGAGAAAACAGCACUUGAGGCCUCGUCAAGUAAAGCACCUUGUGGAAUCGGUUUCCUAUAUUCGAAUAUUAGAUGGGAAGAUUAGUGUCUAGAAGUACCCUCCCAUAAAGGAGAAAGAGAAGACUUUAAAGACUUGACUGAUGUCUUGUUGGGCCUAAAACUGAGUGUCCCAAAGGUUUAUGAAUAACAGUAGUAGUUACGUGUACAGGUGAUGCAUCAUGGUCCAGUAUCACAGUAUUGUGCUGUUUAUAUCCAUUUUUAGUUUGCAGAAAUUAGGUGUGUGUGUGCUGCUUCUUGAUUUAGGCAAGCCUUUAUAAAGUCACAGUACCUAUUCUGUUAUUCCCACUUCUCCGUUAUUUUUGUGUGUCUUUUUUAAUAUAUAAUAUAUAUCAAGAUUUUCAAAUUAUCCUUUAGAAGCAGAUUUCCCUUGUAGAAAAACUAAUUUUUCUGCCUUUUACCAAAAAAAUAAACUCUUGGGGGAAGAAAAGUGGAUUAACUUUUGAAAUCCUUGACCUUAAUGUGUUCAGUGGGUCUUAAACAGUCCGUCCUUUUGUGUUAUUUACUGCUAACUCUCACCAUAAGGAAACUUUGCAGAAAAUCUUUUCAGCCCUCUUCUCCAUCCCCGCUUUUGCCCUGAUACCAAAACUGUGUGGCCUGACACCUGUCACUAGUAAUGGUGGCACUGAUGCUGCCGGUGCCAGUUAGUUCUGGGGCACAGCAUGAGCUCACACAGAGUCAGUCCCUCUGUCUUACAGAUUUCAGCGGGCAGUAAUUGACUUGCGUGACCAAGCAGUCGGGUGAUUUACCCUUGCACCUCAUAAAAACACAAAUGGCAGUAUACUUAUUUUCAGGGAUGUGCUACAGUGAUUUCAGUAUAUUUAUCCUUUUUCUUAAAGCCAAUCUCUAGAUAUAAACACUCUUUUUUAAAGACUCUCUUAAAAUAUUUCAGUAGCAGACCUAGUGCUCUUUGGGUUUCGCUGACUUAGUUACCAGAUUGUAUUAGGAAAUAGACCUUUUUGUAAAUGCAGUUGCUUCGGCGCGAUACCCACAAAAGUGAUGCUGAGGUACGAUCAGCAGAUAAGGGCCAUCUGUUUUUAAAGUAUGUUGUAUUAAAUUUAUAAAGUGUAUGUUAUUUUACCUAAUUAUGAAUUCAGAAUUUUAAAAAUUGAGGGAGAAGCAGUUUACUAGCAAGUUUUUUUAGCUUUUAAUUAUCUACAGCAGAGGUGUUCUUAACUGAUCCUGAAUAUGUGAUUGACUAUUAGAACCAAUGACCUUUAUGCUCUGACAGAUCCUGGGAGCUCUGCUGGUGGCCUGCUCAGUGGAAGAGAAUCCUUGUGUCUAACGUUAAGUCUGCAGUUUUAACAGUUCUCGCUUGCAUCUCUUUAGAAAUGGGAAACAGCCACUCCUGACCCCCUACUAGUAAAUUUUCAUAUUUUUGAAGAUAUAAGACAUCUUUGGUACUUGUUCUUUGAAACCGUAUUUAGCUGUCUCUACAGGUAUCAUUUUCAGUACUGUCAGUGUUUGGUUGUUUGUUUUCUAUUAGAUGUUCCCCAUUUUCCUGUAUUUGUCUGUACACGUAUGUGCUCAUGUAAACUUGGUAUGGUGAGUUUUUUAUUCUUUCAACAAAUACGUAGCUGUUCACCUGUUACGUACUCCAGGAACUUUCUUUGCCUUGGGUAAAGGUGAACAAGACAGAUCUGGUCCCUGCCUUGGCUGAGACUCCAGUUACCGUGGCCCUUGCUCAGCUUAUUUGUCUAUGAAGGAGAUAAACAGGGUACUGUGGUAGAGCAUGGCAGGGAAGACUUCUCCAAGGAGGUGACGCUUGAGCUGACAUGUGAUGCGGGAAGGGAGCAGACGGUGGGGGAAGCCAGGGAGAUGGGCGUUCCUGGCAAAGAGAACGGCAUCAAAUGUGAAGUCUCAUUUCAAGGGAAACUCAUUGUUAAGUAUGAAUGCUUACAUAGAAAUCUCUACACAGAUCGGAACUGGAGGAUCAGAAGGGGUCUAUAAUUUGUAAUAGUUGAGGGUGGCCUUAUUUUGUGACAGAUGGCUUCAUGUGUUCAGGUAUGACCACUGUCGGGCCGUCUGGAAAUAACCCAGGACACGGGGUACUUGAGCUUACUUGAGAACCUGUGGUGAUGUUGGGGAACGGUUGCAGGGACAGAGAACAACCUUGAAAGUGGUAGGCAGUCCUGGCAAUCAGCUCCUCUUGCGCUGCUGUGUCCCGUGAAGCAGUGCCAAGUGUAUCGUCUCAGCAGUGAUUGCAUCUCUGCGACGGUGUUGGGGUUCUUCUGUGCGACAUUAAACUGAGACUCAGCUCUUCGGAAACACCUGUAGUACUGGAAGCUUGCACCUGUCGAGCAGUCGACUCUGUUGCUGUUCGAUGAUUUUACGUGCUUUUUAAGGAGAUGCUGUGUUUACAUUCUGUUUUGUCUGCUGUGGCCUAGUUUUUGUUGUUUUCCCUCCCCACCCCCUUUACUGGGAUUGUUUUCAUUCUUCUGAGUGAUAAGUUCUCCUCUCUGUUGAUUGUUGUCUUUAUUUAAGUUAGCAACAUUAUUUAGAAUUCCCCUUCCAUGGCACUGGUAAUUUUCUCUGUUUCACAUGAGAACUGAAUGAACAUAUUUUCUGUCACAUUUCUAAGAUGAAUGGUUGUUUGCACGUAGGGGUCUAUAGAGGGACGUCGUGGGGCAUCAGAGGCCGGUGACAUUCCCACUGACUUUGGUCUAACCAGUGGCAGCUUCAUUUUUGUCCUGUAAUGGAGUUCUAUUAUAGAUUUCUUUUUAAAAAAGAGUUUUACUGCUUAAAAAUAAAAAGUUUCAAAAGUCUGUGUAAGCACUGUGUAGGAUUAGGACACAUGACUGGACCUCGGCCCACUUUUUGGAACAACCCUGUUUGUGUUCUUUUCUCCUACUUCAGGGAACCUUCCUCAUUCGGUUUGAGCUAAUGCCAGUUAUACUAAUUAUACAGAAUGCCAUCCAUUCAUUCCGUAAACAUUUGUGGAUGUCUGCUCUUCAUCCAGUGGUAGGUGCUCAGUAAAGAAAAGAUGACUGGGAUUUAGUCCUGGCCCUCAAGCUGUAGGGUUACUUCUUCUCUCAGGACCUGCCUCUUUGCCAGAAGGAAAUCUGCCUAACGUUUGUCAAAAGCGAAAUACUUGUAUUCUGUAUCCUUAAUUCUGUAUUCCAGGUAUAUAAUUGCAAAUUGUUUAAUAUCUAGUUUGGUUUGUUUUUUAACUUUAAACCAUAUGCAAUUUUGCUUGAUUCUUCUGCCUUUAAAUGUGUCAGAUUUUCUUCUUGGUUAAAAUUACUUUAAUUUCAGUUUAUUUGUGCCUUUUAGGUCGGUUUCAAUCAAGACUAAGACACUGAAGGUGAAGAACAGUCUGGUCUCUUGCUAAUUGAAAUCAAGGAAAGGAUUAUAUAUACCCAGUUGGUUUCUCUACCUCUUCCAAAAGCUGUCCAAAUAAACCUUUAAGAUCUUUCUGUCCCCCCCGCCCUGCAAAAUGCUUUUGAACAUUUAUUCAAUAAUCAGCACUCUCCCUGGUCUGGUUGAUGGUGAGUUAUAAAGUAACACAAGAGAAUGUUCACUUUGCUUAAAACUUGUCUUUAUGUCCUCUUGCUUUAAAUGGCUGCACAUGGUAAUUUCACAGACUGCCCCCUUCCACACCAUCUUCCCUGUCUCUCUAGAUAACUAGGUAGUCUGUGGACAUAAGCAACAUGUGAUCUUUUACUCUGAUCCAGCUCACCAAUGUUCAGACUUGACAAAUUAUGCCCAGUUUCUUUCCUUCAUGAGCUUCACUUUGCUAAAUUCUUAAUAAUUCAUCAACUGAAUUGUAUUCUUCCCCCCUUUCUUAUGAUGGGACAUAUCCCUGUGAUCUUGCUGGUUGCCCUCUUGCCAACCAUGUUUUAUCUGCAGACAUCAUUGACCUUUACUAAAGACCAAAAACGAUGGUGCUUUUCAUAGCCAGGGUCCUAAUUUCUUCACCAUGGAGGUUGAUGCUAUUCCAGUUGGUCAGUCACUUAAAUCUUACAGAUGGCUGAGAAAUUCUUUCCAGUUAAAUAUCUUUGUGACUAGUAAAUAGCAUGAAUUACAGAUUCUGUUUUAAAUUAUGUUUGGGAUUUGGAACUUUUCCAGCAGUCGCAGCCAAUGAUUUUCCUGUAACACCAGCCCAUUUCCACCUUGGAGCGUGUUGGGUUGUUAGUACGAUCAAGAGUAAUGAUGACAGUGGUCAGAAUCCUACUAUUGAGCUCCUUUUAUACCCUUUCAGGCUUUCAUGAAUAUUUUAUCUGUUCAGACUACCUUUUAUAUGUGGAGAUUGAGGGACAAAUCAUCUCUUAGAGUGGAAUUCCUGUGUUCAGAGCCUCAACCAGGAAAUGUCAGCUAUCCUAGAUUUAGACGGCCUCGUGAUAAGUCUUUAUGGUAAGAACUUGUCUAAUAUGUUCAUGUAAUUUCGUGAAUAGGAAUGAUUUUAUCUUGGAUAUUAUAGGUAACUUUAUACAUAACAUAACUGCCUUAAAUCUUUUUAGCAGGAAACAAAUUCUAUUAUGUGUGUAUAUGGAUUUACAUAUGCAUACACACUCCUAAGAAAACCUUAACAGAAGGGGUCAUUUAUCUGCUUACAUUUUAACAUCCCUGAAUAAUUCUGUUGUUUAAAUCUCAGAGCUCACUGAGAGUUCCUUAAUUUGCUUGCAGACAUUUUUCCUUUCAGACCUUCAGAGUAAUUUAUUUAUUCUGCCAGAGUCCUGAUUUGGCAGUUCAGUUAGUAUGCCAUUUUUAGGUAUCUUGAUAAUUAAGAAUCAUAACUGGAAUUCAUUAACAUCAAAUAAAACUACGAUAGACACCCAUUCAUUAAAUUAUUAUACGUCCAGUGGUCUCUGAAAGGUACUAGUAGGGUUUUUGUUUUGUUUUGUUUUUUUAAUGUUAGAUUGCCAUUCACUAUUUUCCUCUUGGCUUAAGAUUGCCAAGCUGCUGAAGAUACCUGGGAGGUAGCACUACCAAGUGAAGUUCUCCUGUGGUUAAGGGCAGCCCGAAGGUGGUUCAGACCUGACUUUUUUAGCUGUGCUCAACAGAAACGGAUUUUCCAAAGUUCUUUGGGUCAUCUCUGAUCCACAGACCUCUGACCAGAGUAUGUUAGCCUAAGUUAACUUCAGUGUCCAUUGAUUUGCUGCCAUGAGGUCUGUGAUCGACCCCACAUUUCAAGCACUGGUGGAGGUGGAAGGGCCCUUGGGAGAAUAACGCUGUUGUUGAUGGGAGUGAGAGGGGUUGUCAACACCACACAAAGGACCUGAGGAUUUUUCUCCAGAAAAAUUCCUACAAAAUGAUGUUCUCCUACCCUUCAAAAACAUGAAAGCUCUUUGUUUCUUCAGAAUUUUCAUUGAGGAACUAAGGAUUUAUUUCCUCUUUCUAAUUAAAGAUGAUUAUUUAUUGAACCAUGAACUCCAUAAUAUACUGAUACAAGGACAAAAGUGAAGUCUUAGAACUCUAAAAAUACUUCAUUAUAUAUUUUGCUUUUCACACUUCACACUCCUCUCUCUCUCCGUGGCUUUAAAGCUUUUGGCUAUUUUACACUGUUAGUCACUAGAUAACUUGCCAUAUUUCUGGUUCUAUAUUAAGUUCUACCCUUUAUAAUGCCGUAGCAGAAAGUUGAUUCUCAGCAUCUGUCUGUAGGGAUAGAAGUCUUACUAAAAGUCUCUUCCAAAGAGGUUUUCAUUUUCAUUUUUUUUUUAGUAAGUCCCUUAAGAAAUACGUCCGUUUCGUUUUUCAUGUUCUUGGAUUGUUCAAACAAAAAAAUACAUUGGUGAGAAUAGGGUGCUCUUCUGGUGAAUGUAUGUACCUGCUUUAAGAAUGUAGUCAUUUGUCGGUUUAUGUAACUACCAUACACAGAUUAAUUUAAAUUGGGGGAAGUCAUCACAUGUAGCAAGUAGGUAAUCUACAUGGAUUUAAUUUUAAAAAUCCUGUUUCUAGGCAAGACGCAGAACCCAAAUUGGUCACUUUUUAGACCAACUUUACCUCAGGCUUCAUUUUUGCUUUUCUGACCCUGACCUUUAAGACAUAAAUAUUUGCAUCUUUUUAUUAGUGAUAGUGAAGCUACGACACUAACCAUUUUUACGCAAGAGGGCAAAACAAGAAAAACUAGAGACGAUGCCGAAAGCAGCUGUGCAGUUGUUGACCUAGAUCACAGCGUCGUAGGCAAAAUAAAAAUGUUCCUAUCUGAGAACACUCUUUGCCAUCACUUCCCAAGGCCAGACCUUCUGGCAGAACGCUGUGAAAAGUUAACAAUUCCGGGCCUUCGUCAUCUGAGGGGAAUAUCUCCCGUUGGCAGCCUUCUUUUCAAUAUAUGAAGCAAGAAUGUGGGAAAUAGUUGGCAAAGAAUGUUUUCACCUAAAAAAAGAAAAUGAAAAGACAUAUAAAACUGAAUUAUUCAUUUAGCCCUGAAAAUCUCAGAACGAGUCGGUGAAAUACUAUAUAACUGGACAAAACCAGAAGAAGCUUUAGAGGAUUUGUCUGAAAACUGGUUUCAAGAAUGAAUGAAACUUUUAUACAUUGAUCACUAAUUUGCUUAGGUACCACCAACUAUUCUUGUAAUUGACACCAUUAAAGAAAGAGUCCGUGGACUUCCUGGGAGCCCGCCAUUGGCAGUGGCCUCAAGGGUUUUUUCUAGUGGAUGCCCUCACAGGUAGCUUUAUGAUCUUGAAAAUUCUUAGCUUUUAUCUAGUGAUACUAAGGGAAGAGUGAGUGGAAUCCUCAGGGUGACCGAUGACCCUGGGACACUUGGGACUGAGGUGUUCUCUGUGUGCAGGACUCUCAGUUCCAAACCUGGGAGAGUCCUGGGCGCAGUAGGAGGAACGGUCCCCCUAGGCGUUCUUACCGCUAACCCUCCCUCCCUGAAACCUUGUAAUAGUUAAGUUCAGCUGCGGCGGGACUUGUCCACAUUUCCGAUACUUGGAUUUGUGUCCUCUAGUCACUGCUGUGGAUGGAAUGUGAGAUUCAUAACAACAGCAAAUGGCACCACCGUGGUGGUGGUGAGACUAACGCUUAGUAACCCAGGGAAGGUAACCGGGGGGUUAGUGAAACAGAAGAGGCAAGUAGAUCGCUAAGUUCUUCAGAGCCUGUGUGUAUAUGGAAGUACAAAUCAUGUCUUGUGGGGUUAAUGCUAAUCUGAAAUUUACACUUUUCACAGUAAGAGAAAACUGAGUGGUGGUGUGGAUGUCUUCUCGCUUGAGGGAAGACACGGCUUUUGAUGCUCUGACCUCUGCUACAUUCCCCAGACUGCCCUGCUCAAGAAGUUAGAAUGUAGUGUUUAUUCUCAGUGACUGUCAUACUGAGAUUACUAAAUGCCUCGGCCAAUGGCAGGGGAAGAAAGUGGGUGUCCGGAUCCAGACUGAGCGGCGCCCUCAGUUGUGAUAGCCCCCUACCCCUCAGGUGCUUACCAGCUAGAAUGCCAAGCCCGGGAGGUGAGACUUUUCUAAUACAGCAUUAAUUUUGUAAUGCAGUAUAUGAGGGAUGCAGAGUCUGUCGUCGUUUCCCCGUGGUCGUCCUCAGAGCCUGCGCCCUCUGUGCACUGUGACGUAGAUGGUAGGUGUGUUCUUUGUAAGCUUUAAUCCUAUGGUUGUCAAAAGUACGACGUGGUUCCAUUUUUUCUUUUUUAAACAAGAUGAGCUGAGGCUUUAUUGCAGCUGGUUUUCAAGUUAAAAUUGUGAAAUACUGAUUUCCUUCCCUCCGCCCACACCAAAUAUUUUAGUCUAUUUAAAGUACAAAAAAAAAUAGUUCUACUUAAGAAAACAUUGCUUAAAUGUCCUGUGAUUUCUGGUCAAUUUUUAUAUAUAUUUGUGUGUGUCUGUAUGUGCUCUCACUUUUUACCUUGUUUGCUCUCUACCUGUGUUAACAGUACUUUCACCAUUGAAAGGUGAACAUUUUUCCUAGCAUUAAAGAAAAAAAGCCA
Messenger RNA from Hyaena hyaena (striped hyena), 9890 nucleotides. It is a transcript of the gene SMAD2, whose product is annotated as SMAD family member 2. Gene Ontology annotation, cellular component: heteromeric SMAD protein complex. Gene Ontology annotation, molecular function: I-SMAD binding; RNA polymerase II cis-regulatory region sequence-specific DNA binding; DNA-binding transcription factor activity, RNA polymerase II-specific. Gene Ontology annotation, biological process: cell differentiation; SMAD protein signal transduction; regulation of transcription by RNA polymerase II. The transcript is spliced from 12 exons. The record is from RefSeq and is a predicted model, not a curated record. NCBI's taxonomy places the organism in Eukaryota, Metazoa, Chordata, Mammalia, Carnivora, Hyaenidae. The coding region runs from base 448 to 1851 and encodes 467 amino acids.